This is a messenger RNA of Polistes canadensis, 1615 nucleotides long. RefSeq names its product 28S ribosomal protein S7, mitochondrial (gene mRpS7). Lineage: Eukaryota; Metazoa; Arthropoda; Insecta; Hymenoptera; Vespidae. The transcript is spliced from 4 exons. Gene Ontology annotation, molecular function: rRNA binding; structural constituent of ribosome; mRNA binding. The coding region runs from base 240 to 926 and encodes 228 amino acids. Gene Ontology annotation, cellular component: ribosome. The record is from RefSeq and is a predicted model, not a curated record. Gene Ontology annotation, biological process: ribosomal small subunit assembly; translation.
UAUCUAGCGACAAAUUAGAGAAGUUUCGUAAGGCAAUAUUUGUAAAGUUCGAAAUUAUUUUAUAAGUGAAAUUAAAUGAAUGUAUAGGAUCAUUAAUUUGUAUUAAACAUUUCAUAAUAUUUAUAAUUAUAUAUGUGGACGAGAAAUUUUAAUAAUGGUCUUUAUUUACAAUUAAUACGAAAUAAUAUUAUACUGUGAAAUAUAUGUUUAAUGAAAUUGUCUCAAGUUAAUAAAUACAUAUGACGAUGUCUAAUUUACGUAUAGUUAUUAAAAAACCAAUUAAUUUAUUAAAUUUAUGCGGAAAUCAAAGAUAUUACAGCUUAUUUCCAACUCAUUAUAUUAAACCAAUAUAUAAUAAGGAAGAACAACAAAAUAUACAGUCAAAAGAAAUUAAAGAAAUUAUUCAUAAAUCUUUUAGACCAGCACUUACUACGGACACAUGCUCAGAAUUUUAUGAUAAAACUGUAAAUCGCUUUACAAAUUAUAUUAUGAGAAAAGGAAAAAAAGAGUUAGCUAGAAUAUUGCUGCAAAAUACCUUUGAAAAUAUUAAAAUAAUGCAAAUAAAGGAUUAUCAUAGGGCUAAUUCUAGUGAAAAAGAAACUAUAGAAUUAGAUCCUAAAAUAAUUUUCAUUAAGGCCAUUGAGAACGUUACACCAAUUUUAGAGUUAAAAAGACAUAGAAAAGGUGGUAUAAAUUAUAAGAUUCCUGUAGCAAUAAACCAACACAGAGCUAACUUUUUAGCAAUGAACUGGUUAAUACAAGCAGCAAAAAACAAAGAGAAAGAUGUACAUUUUCCUGAACAAUUAGCGAAAGAACUUAUAGAUGCUUUUAAUAAACGGGGUCGCGUUAUUAUGAAAAAACAUGAUUUGCAUAAAGAAUGUGAUGCUAAUCGUGCUUAUGCUCAUUUUAGAUGGAUGAAACAAUAAUAUAAAUAAAACAUUGCGUUUGUAAAACAAAUAUAAUUAAAUAUUAUAACAUGUAUAUUUAAUCAUUAAAUAGGAAAAUCUAAAUAUGGUGAUAUUAUUCAUAAUCACCUAAUAUACUUACAAGUUGUUCUUUGUUACUAAUUACACUGUGAUUCACAUAUAGUUUUAAUGGAAACGUAAGUGAAGUGAUGUGUACAUUUCUAAAAAUUAUUAAGAAAGCAGGACUAUUAAGGGGUUUAAUGUCCCUAAUCUUAGUAUCAAUGUCUAUUCUUCUACCCCACUGAUUGACAUAUGCAAUCUUUAUAAAAUCACCAUCUUUAUAAUAUAUGAUACCAAUUUGAUUAGUAAAUAAUGCUCCAACUAUAAACACUGAUAUCGCAAAUGAACUUGCUGUAAGCAAAAAUGAUUUUUUUUAAAAGAGAUAUGAAAAAAUGUAUUAGAUGUAACAAAUAAUUCGAUGCCUUUUUAACAAAUUUAGUAAUUAUUUAUAAAAUAAACAUGCAUCUGUUAUUCUUCGGAAUAGUCUCCAUUAUUUUCGAUAUUUUUGGUCCAUCUUUAAGAGAACUGCUGAAUCCUUGAUUCAAAAAGAAGGCGAUUUUGAUAAAAUGAAUUUAAUAUUAAGGGACCGAAUUAACUGAUACAUCUAUUCAUUUUUUGAAUUACUUUUUAUUAUUGUUAAAGGCUUACCA